Messenger RNA from Paraglomus occultum, 813 nucleotides. NCBI's taxonomy places the organism in Eukaryota, Fungi, Glomeromycota, Glomeromycetes, Paraglomerales, Paraglomeraceae. The record is from the annotation of a GenBank genome assembly.
AUGUCAAGCGAGAAUUACGCACAAUUGAAUACUGAUAAAAAGAUGAGACAAUCAAGCAAUCGCUCUACUUUGCAUCCUAUCGAAAGUAAUAUUAAAAAGAAAUACGUACAAUUGUUCCUUGAUGCUGGACAGAAUAACGUUGGUCCAAUUACUUGUAAGGUGUGUCAUAUGUCCUACAACAAAGGAACGGAAGAUGAUCUCGUUCAUGCAAAAUUUCAUAAAGCUAGUGUUGGAGGCAUUGAUUAUCCGGGAUACAAGAGUGAAGUUAUGCUGCAAGUUUAUCCUGAAGAUAAUGGUAGUCGCGUUGUCAUGUUUAGCAAUAAUAAGUACAGCGGAUUCGAGAAGCGUAAGCUGUUUGAAAUAUUAGAAAUUGUUACUAGAGAAUUAGGGUCAGUUGAAAUACGCGAAGAUAAGCUACUUUCGUCCAAGAUAUUUCUCUAUGUCACCAGCAGGAAAAAAGUCGUUGGAUGCGUUAUAGCCGAACACAUCAAACAAGCAUACAGAGCCACGCGUAAUACGGCGAGUAGUCACGCUGAGGAACAGCCUGGAGAGUUUGACGAUGCGUCUGUUGUCUUCUACAGGACGGAACCAAUACGAGCAGUCUGUGGUAUCAGCCGCAUAUGGGUCUCCCGACAGUAUCGUCGUAAAGGAAUAGCAACAAAGCUAUUGGAUCUUGUCAGAAAAAAUUAUAUUUAUGGAUGUUGUCUUGGUCGAUUGGCAAUUGCAUUCUCGCAACCGACAGGUGAUGGGAAAGCGCUAGCCACUAAUUAUACUGGCACUAGUGAAUUCCUUGUAUAUACGGAAGAAGUAUGA